Messenger RNA from Prosopis cineraria, 3916 nucleotides. RefSeq names its product trafficking protein particle complex II-specific subunit 120 homolog. The transcript is spliced from 10 exons. The coding region runs from base 64 to 3672 and encodes 1202 amino acids. The record is from RefSeq and is a predicted model, not a curated record. NCBI's taxonomy places the organism in Eukaryota, Viridiplantae, Streptophyta, Magnoliopsida, Fabales, Fabaceae. Gene Ontology annotation, cellular component: trans-Golgi network.
GUUGAUCUCGCUCACUGAAACGGCUGGAGGCUGGUUCUUCGGUUUCCAUCAUCCUGCAUUGUCAUGGAGCCGGACGUGAGCAUUGAGAGCUCGUCGAGAAUCCAGGUGGCGGUACUGCCGAUCGGGAUGGUGCCGUCGAAUGUGCUGCGGGACUAUUACUCUAUGCUGUUUCCUCUCCAUACAAUACCGCUCUCGGCGAUCAGCUCCUUCUACACAGAGCACCAGAAAUCGCCAUUCGCUCAUCAACCAUGGGACUCGGGAUUCCUCCAGUUUAAAUUUGUUCUUGGAGGGGCGCAACCAAGCCCAUGGGAGGACUUCCAAUCUCAUCGUAAGACCCUGGUGGUCAUAGGCAUUUGCCAUUGCCCUUCCUCGCCCGAUCUCGAUUUUGUCAUUGAACAAUUUUCUAAUUCCUGCAAGUCUUACCCCUCAUCGCUUGUCGAUCGCUGCUUUGCAUUCUGCCCAGAUGAUUCGCAGCUUGAGGACGGAAGUAAAAAGGGCGGUAAUUUAAGGUUGUUUCCCCCUGCUGAUCGUCAAACACUGGAGUUCCACUUGAACACUAUGAUGCAAGAAGUUGCUGCUUCGUUGUUGAUGGAAUUUGAAAAGUGGGUGCUUCAGGUUGAAUCUUCAGGCACCAUACUCAAGACCCCUUUGGAUUCUCAAGCGAGUCUCAGCUCAGAGGAGGUCAUCAAGGCUAAAAAACGAAGGCUUGGGCGUGCUCAGAAGACAAUAGGUGACUACUGCCUGCUGGCCGGAUCGCCGGUUGAUGCAAAUGCCCAUUAUUCUACUGCAUUGGAACUUGCCAGGUUGACCGGCGAUUACUUCUGGUAUGCCGGCGCACUGGAGGGGAGCGUUUGUGCCUUGCUGAUUGAUCGCAUGGGCCAGAAAGAUUCAAUCUUGGAGGAGGAAGUUAGAUACCGUUACAACAGCGUAAUCUUGAAUUACAAGAAGUCACAAGAUAAUGUUCAGAGAGUCUCUCCCCUAAGUUUUGAACUUGAAGCUACUUUGAAAUUGGCAAGGUUUCUUUGCAGGAGAGAGCUGGCCAAGGAGGUGACGGAAUAUUUAACCAAUGCUGCAGAUGGUGCUAAAUCUUUAAUAGAUGCCAGUGAUAGACUUAUACUGUUUGUUGAAAUAGCUCGUUUAUAUGGCAGUCUUGGAUACGAGAGAAAGGCUGCUUUCUUUACAAGGCAGGUUGCUCAGUUAUAUCUGCAGCAAGAUAAUCGUUUGGCUGCAAUUAGCGCUUUACAAGUUUUGGCACUGACUACUGAAGCAUAUCAUGUUCAAAGUAGAGCAUCAGUAUUUGAGAAUUCUCUACCUAACAAGGGAAUCGGAUCAAGUAAUGCAGAUAGUGGGAAAAAGUAUCCCCAAUCAGCAGUCUCGCUCUUUGAGUCUCAGUGGAGUACCCUUCAGAUGGUGGUAUUAAGAGAAAUUCUUCUUUCUGCUGUCCGUGCUGGAGAUCCUCUUGCUGCAUGGAGUGCAGCAGCAAGACUACUCAGAUCAUAUUAUCCUCUAAUUACUCCUGUUGGGCAAAAUGGUCUAGCUAGUGCACUUAAAAAUUCAGCUGAAAGGCUGCCACCAGGGACUCGUUGUGCUGAUCCUGCCUUACCUUUUAUAAGGUUGCAUUCUUUUCCUCUCCAUCCAACACAGAUGGACAUUGUAAAACGCAACACAGCUAGGGAAGACUGGUGGGCAGGUUCUGCUCCUUCAGGCCCUUUCAUAUAUACACCAUUUAGCAAAGGAGAGUCCAAUAAUGCUAAGAAGCAGGAGCUUAUUUGGAUUGUUGGAGAGCCUGUCCAGGUCUUGGUGGAAUUGGCAAAUCCAUGUGGCUUUGAUUUGAAGGUUGAUAGCAUCUAUUUGUCUGUGCAUUCAGGAAAUUUUGAUGCUUUCCCUGUGAGUGUUAGCCUUCCACCUAAUUCAUCAAAAGUGAUCACCUUAUCAGGAAUCCCAACAUCUGUAGGAGUAGUUACAAUUCCUGGGUGCAUUGUUCAUUGUUUUGGUGUAAUUACUGAACACCUGUUUAAAGAUGUUGACAAUCUCCUUCUUGGAGCAGCACAAGGACUUGUCCUCUCUGAUCCGUUCCGCUGCUGUGGAUCUCCGAAAUUAAAAAAUGUGUCUGUUCCAAAUAUUUCUGUUGUGCCGCCGCUUCCAUUGCUGGUGUCACGUGUUGUCGGGGGUGACGGUGCCAUCAUUUUGUAUGAAGGUGAAAUUCGUGAUGUAUGGAUAUGUCUGGCUAAUGCAGGCACAGUUCCAAUUGAGCAAGCACAUAUUUCAUUGUCAGGAAAAAAUCAAGAUUCUGUGCUUUCAUAUUCUUUUGAAACUUUAAAGUCUUGCCUUCCUCUAAAGCCUGGAGCAGAAGUGACAUUACCAGUGACCUUGAGAGCUUGGCAGGUUGGUUUGGUGGAUCCAGAUACCAGUGCUGGGAAGAGUGCCUCUGGAAGCAUCAUGAGGCAUGUUAAAGAUGGAAUCAGCCCUUCAUUAUUGAUACAUUAUGCUGGUCCACUGCAAACCUCUGGCAAUCUUCAAAAUAAUGGAUCUAAUGUGCCCCCUGGUAGGCGCCUUGUCGUUCCCUUGCAUAUUUGUGUUUUACCAGGCUUGUGUUUUGUUAAGGCUCGGCUGCUUUCAAUGGAGUUUCCUGCUCAUGUUGGUGAGAAUCUUCCCAAGCUGGCUGAUACAAGUGGUAAAUCCACUGGAGGGAAUGUUGACUCUCAGACAAAAAUGGACAGAUUGGUGAAAAUUGAUCCUUUCAGAGGAAGUUGGGGGUUGCGAUUUCUUGAACUUGAGCUGUCUAACCCCACUGAUGUUGUGUUUGAAAUUAGUGUUACUGUCAAACUGGAGAACUCUAGCGAUGAGGACAAUCUUUCUGGUGAUCAGGAUGCUGCUGAAUAUGGAUAUCCUAAAACAAGAAUAGAUAGAGAUUGCUCCGCCAGGGUUCUAGUGCCUCUUGAGCACUUUAAACUACCAGUUCUUGAUGAUUCCUUCUUCAUGAAGGAUAUUCAGGUAGACGGGGUUGCUGGAGGCAGGAAUGCGAUGUUCUCAGAGAAGAACACUAAAGCUGAACUUAAUGCCUGUAUCAAGAACCUUAUAUCUAGGAUUAAAGUUAGAUGGCAUUCAGGACGCAAUAGCUCUGGAGAGUUGAAUAUUAAGGAUGCUAUCCAGGCUGCUCUUCAGACCUCAAUUAUGGAUGUCCUGCUGCCUGAUCCAUUGACCUUUGGCUUCAGGCUUGUCAGAAAUGAUUUUGAAUCAGAAAAACCUGAUUCUGAAAGAGAAUCCAAUGUUGAUGAUGUGCAAUCUCCUGCAUCAAAAGAUUUUGUUUUUGCACAUGAAAUGACGCCAAUGGAGGUUCUUGUCCGUAAUAAUACAAAGGAUUUGAUUAAAAUGAAUCUUAACAUUACUUGCAGAGAUGUAGCCGGGGAAAAUUGUGUAGAUGGGGCAAAGGCAACUGUUCUAUGGACUGGGGUUCUAAAUGAUAUUACAAUGGAGAUUCCCCCACUUACAGAAGUUAAACAUUGUUUCUGCUUGUAUUUUCUUGUUCCGGGAGAGUAUACCCUCGCGGCUGCAGCAGUGAUCAGUGAUGCAAAUGACAUUCUCAGGGCUCGAGCAAGGACCAAUUCGGCUGAUGAGCCAAUCUUCUGCCGGGGACCACCGUAUCAUGUUCGUGUUCUUGGGACUGCAUGACAAUUUUUGCCCGUGAAAGUCCACUCAUUAAGCUCCUAUUUUUUUUGGUGCGACUGCUUGUAGCACCAGUUAUUUCAUUCGGUUAUCUAGGAUGAUACACUGGAACGUUGCAGUUACACUCCUGGUUAAGAUCAAUUCCGGGAAGCUUUGUUCCAAUUCAAGAAUUUAGAUUUUUACGUGGCUUGGUUUGUAUUUGUAAAUCGUCUAUAAUGUAUAUUAUAUUAUGAGACAGGUCGCUCCGCAA